CGGCAACGCGCAGUGCGCACUAGUCACUAGUCACUCUACUCUCUCUACACUCCUCACCACUCCUAAUUCCGGCUCGAGUUGUGCGUUGUGCGUGUUUUUUUUUUAAUUUGGAAGCGCGCGCACGGGCUCGCCAGCGUUGUUGAUUCCGAGCAAACCGAUUCUAGAUUCUAGUUCUAGCCAGUUCUAGCUACCGGAGCUACCCCUCGACACGAGAUUGUAUGUAGAUUUAUAGAGUAGAUCGACUCGAGAUGAUGGUACGUAGUGAGUAAAUACGAAAUACGGAAUAGAAGCCGCCAGUUCGCCAGUGUGGAACGAGGACUCUCCUCUAUUGCCAUUGACUCCUACAGUCCUACGUGUGUCGCAGCACAUCGUCCCCUCCAGCUAUCCCCGCAGCUAUAAAGCGAGUUAAAACGCCGCUCUCGUCACACGAAUCAUCACGAAUCUUCACGCGAUGACGGACGACGGGACGGUCGAAAAGGAAAAACACAUGAAGCAGUUGAAGCGGAAGAUGGAAUGCUGGCGGGAGAUAAUUCUCCCUUUGAAUUCCAUUCUCUUGUGGGAACGCAGCUGGCAUCCCGGGCUGAUUGUCGGACUUGUAACGCUGAUAUUUUGUACUAUAUGGAUUCUAGAACCAGCUCUACUGACGAUGAUUUCCAUAUGUCUACUGAUAUUCGCUCUCGUCGAUUAUCUCGUGCCGAUUUUGACCUCGAUCUUAUGCAACGCGCAAAGCUGGACAGGACAAAAGGAGAAGAAGUUGAUUGAGAUUUGUCAAAAUGUCUCUGCCACUAUGUUGCAGAUGCAAGGUACAUGGACAUCUAUCUCGAAAAUUCGACACGAUCGCCCCAAUAUUUAUUAUAGCGCAACGAUCCUCUUUCUCAUUUUCUUCGCAUGGAUCGGUAACACGGUCAACAAUUUGCUUCUGCUUUACAUCAUAGUGAUUGCGGUUCUUCUCACGCCAGGGUUCAAACACAAAGGACGAGCGCGCUGGGCCGUGAAAUACGUCUAUGAUCACUCAAUUCGUCGUCAUUUAUCAUAAUCGUCGCGUUUCGUAUGUUGUCUCGUGUACCCACCGAAUCUCUUCGUUCUACAUAGUUUUAAUCCAUGCUCUCUCAAUAUAAUAUUUUUCCUUAAUACUAGGAUCCAUUAAUGUACAAUUUUACAUGUAUAUUCACCGGGAACGAUCGUGUAUAUUUGCGCGUCACGUUCGUUCCAAAAAGAAUAUAGUCAAAAGUCUCCGCGCUUCUAACGAUACAAAAGAUCAGUAUAUAAUGUAUAGUCCACUAACAAAGAAGAUACAAUUAUACUUAAUCGAUCGCUAUGGUAAUAUCGUAUUCGUCAAUGUGAUUUUAUAUCUUUUAAGUAUAAUUAAUUAUAAUUUAUAAGUCUGCCAUAUUAUCUCGUCAUUUUCAGGAAUUAAUAAAAAACUGUUUCGUCUUUCACUAAAUCUUGGUCAUAGACCGUUUUACUUACACGUAGACGUGUGUGCACAGCUUUUUAUUGUUAUUGUUUCUUCUCUGCAGGAUGAAAUAUACCGAUCUGUUGAAAUAUAUUGUUUUGUACAACUGAAA
Messenger RNA from Temnothorax curvispinosus, 1568 nucleotides. RefSeq names its product ADP-ribosylation factor-like protein 6-interacting protein 1 (gene Arl6IP1). Bases 452 to 1036 code for a protein of 194 amino acids. The transcript has 5 exons. Lineage: Eukaryota; Metazoa; Arthropoda; Insecta; Hymenoptera; Formicidae. The record is from RefSeq and is a predicted model, not a curated record.